Messenger RNA from Brassica oleracea var. oleracea, 884 nucleotides. Its product is annotated as replication protein A 70 kDa DNA-binding subunit B-like. The record is from RefSeq and is a predicted model, not a curated record. Gene Ontology annotation, molecular function: DNA binding. Gene Ontology annotation, cellular component: nucleus. Gene Ontology annotation, biological process: DNA replication; DNA recombination; DNA repair. Lineage: Eukaryota; Viridiplantae; Streptophyta; Magnoliopsida; Brassicales; Brassicaceae.
UCUCCCUGAUGAUUCACUUGCUCUUACGAACAACGAUAGUAGCCAAUGGUCUGUUGGUACUGCUACUUCUAUUCGUGCCAGGUUUUUUGUUCUUAAUGAGAGGCUAACCAUCGGAGAGAUCAUUGAUAGCUCUGUGGUUGGCACUUUUGUUACUCUUGGGACCAUUGAAACAAUUGAUACUGAACGUGGCUGGCAAUAUCUAAGUUGCAAAUACCACAACAAAAAAGUGAUGCCUACAACCAAUGUUGAUGCUGAUGAUCGGCCCUUGUUCUUCUGCAAUACGUGUGACAAAGAACAUAGUGAUGUUAUUUCCAGGUUCAAAUUAAUUGCCAAUGUCAAGGACGAUAGCGGUGAGGCUAAUUUUCUGUUGUUUGAUGCUAAUGCUCAAGCAAUUGUGCGUCAUUCUGCUGCUGAACUCUAUGACGAGAAUGAAGAUGAAGACUUCUUACCUGAAGCAGUGAGCGAUCUCUUUGGUAAGAGAGUCCUUUUUGAGAUUUCAGUUGACGCUGAUAACAUCAAAACAUCAAAGGAAAGAGUUCUCAGUAUGUUGUUCGAUUGGCUACUGAUGACCGUGAAAUGGUUGAGGAAUUUGCUGAUUUGCCUCCUAAAUCUAACCCGGUACUAAUGUUGGAGUCCGCAGAUGAUAUUUCCUCUGGUUCUGUUGGUUUUACAGCAACUCCUUUGUCCAAAAGAAAAAGCGAACAAGAUGACGACAGUUGCCUUGAGGAUCAACACUCUGUUAACAAGAAACUCUCUCAAAAGAAACUCAAGGGCGAGUGAGCUGUCUCUUUUUGAUGAGUUGCUGUCCUUUAUAGUGUUAUGGCUUUGUUUUUGCUUCAUUUUUUAAAACUUUGUCUGAGUAUCUUUGUCUUUGGUUUUGUUUA